AUGAACAAAAACACAGCGAUUUUGGUUUCACGCCCUCAGAGCCGCCCCUCCUGCGCUCACUCGACCCCGGUCCUGCACCCUGAGGCCCCCUCAGCGACACCUCAGGGACCCCGCGGGACUGCGGCCGCCGCCGUCCAUAACGCCCGGCGGGGUGCGCGGCCCAAGUUGGCGGCCGGAGGGGAGGAGCGGGCUGCGAGGGCGCCGCUGCCACCGGGAGCUCCCGGCCCGUUGCCGCUGUCGCAGCGCGCAGUCCCCGGCCUGCCGGAGGACGAGGAGCCGCCGGCGGCCCCCGCGGCCGGACGCUGCCUCAGCGGGGCCGGGCCGCCCCCCCCAGGCUGUGUCCGCCGCCUGACGGGCGGGGCGGUGGCGGAGCGGCUCCGCCUCCGCUCCCUGCCAGGGAGGCUGAGGCACCGGCCGCCGCUGCCCGGCCUCGGCGCCGCAGCCGCCCCGGGGGCAGCGAGGCGCCGGGAGGAUGCGAGUGUGCGCCGCGGCCGGCGGCGAGGAGAGGGCUCGGGCGGCCGGCGGCGUUGGGAGCUCCCGGCUCAGCCGCCGCCCCCCCGCCCCAAAAGAAGUGCAGUAGUUUGUGAAACGCAAGAUGGCGGCGCGGCCGUGAGCGGAGGCGGCCGGCGGGCAGGCGGGCGGAGGGGGCGAGGCGCAGCGGCGCCGGCAGGUAGGGGCUCGCGGCGGCCGUGGCCUCCGGCGCGGGCGGGCGGGGGGCUCCAGGCGCCGGGCACAGAGCGCGGCCCCCGCGGGGAGGCGUGUCCCUACCCGCCCCGCUGCGCCCCGGGGGCCGCUGCUCUCCCGGCGGGGGCCGGGGCAGCGCCUCCGCCUCCCCGGGGCAAGGGCGGCUCCCGGCCGGUGGGGGCGGGCGCCCUGCUGCCGCCCGCGGGGUGUGCGCGCUGGGCCGGCCGCGCCCCGCCCGCCUGCCUCGCUCCCUCCCUUGCUCGCUAUUGUCUGGCGGUGGCGGCGGGCGAGGGGCCAGCGCUGUCCCCGCGGCCGGGGAGGCAUCGCCUGCCGGGGCCGGCGGGCUCCGGGCGGGCUGGGGCAGGCGGCGCCGGGGGGGGAGAGCCAGGGCGUAACUUGGGAGCGGGCUGCUGCUGGCCCCCGGCCCGCGGGGGGUUGAUCCCGUUCGGGUCUGUGCUUCCCUCCUCCGCUCUGCGCCAGCCGCGGAGCCGGAGCCUGUGCGUGGCUUUGCUCGCCACGGGGCGGACGGAGGAAGAGUGCUCCGAGUCGUCGCUCGGGGAGGAAGGUGAAGAAGUUCCGUCCCGGAGCGGCUGCAGGAGCUGGAGCUCCCGGCCGGGGUCACGGGCUGCGCGCACCCGCGCUGGAGCUCGGGCUGACGGACGGACGGACGGACUGACGGCCCCGCAGGCUGACGGCAGCGGGCGAGCCAUGAAGUUGUGGCUCCCGAGUUGUGUCGCAUCCCGUGGCGUUGCAGAGCGGGGCCGAGCGUGGAGCAGCGGCACGGUGUCUGUGCAGGCAAAGUUGGGGAAGACGUCUGGUCUACUCUGGCGGGGGUGUCUGUGUCCUGGGGCGCGUUCUGAUGCUCGGCUCUCCCCUAGAUCAGCAUGUGCAGCACUGGAGAUCAACACCGGCUUUAGUAAACCAUGUAAUGGAGGCGGUUCUGGAUCUCUGAAGGGGCUCAGAGGAUCUGCAGUAGGGAGCGUUGUCUGGUAG
Melopsittacus undulatus (budgerigar) is the source of this 1677-nucleotide messenger RNA. Its product is annotated as translation initiation factor IF-2-like. The record is from RefSeq and is a predicted model, not a curated record. Bases 1 to 1677 code for a protein of 558 amino acids. Lineage: Eukaryota; Metazoa; Chordata; Aves; Psittaciformes; Psittaculidae. The transcript has a single exon.